Molecule: messenger RNA, 2374 nt
Organism: Phanerochaete carnosa HHB-10118-sp
Lineage: Eukaryota; Fungi; Basidiomycota; Agaricomycetes; Polyporales; Phanerochaetaceae
Exons: 6
Coding region: 19-1737 (572 amino acids)
Cellular component (GO): cytoplasm
Molecular function (GO): zinc ion binding; nucleic acid binding
Source: RefSeq, a predicted model, not a curated record
GGCGUAUCAUAGAUAGCAAUGGGCGCACGCGAAUCGACAGCACGGGGUGGGCAGGAGGGAGAAGUUCCUGAGGGCUCGCCGGACUACUAUUCUCUGCUCGAGGUGGAUGAGAAUGCGACUACGGACGAGAUUAGGAAAUCCUUCCGCAGGCUCGCACUGAUCCACCAUCCUGACAAGAACCACGACGAUAUCGAAGCCGCAACACAACGCUUUGCGGCGCUGCAACAAGCGUACGAGGUUCUGUCAGACGAACAAGAACGGGCGUGGUAUGAUAGUCACCGAGCAUCUCUCGUGCCUGAGCCCGAUGCAGAAACUGUCUUCGAGGACAUUCUCCGCGGCGCUGCCCCGCCAAGAGGACGGGACCGUGGUCUGACUGUCCGGCAUCUCGAGCAAUUCUUUAACCCAUCGAUAUACAAGGGGUUUGAUGAUGGCGAGAGCAGCUUCUUUACGAUCUAUCGCAAUCUCUUCACCCGCCUUGCAUAUGACGAAUCUCAAUGGUCUGAGCACACGGCCGAUUCGUAUCCUUCCCUCGGGCUUGCCACCUGGCCGUGGGUACCUGCGUCAAAGGAGGAUGCAGAUACGGCGGCGAGGACGUUCUAUAACUUUUGGCUCAACUUCGUGACGGCGAAGGACUUCUCAUGGGAAGACCAGUGGGAGAUAAACGAUGCACCUGAUAGGCGGGUGCGCAGGCUGAUGGAGAAAGAAAACAAGAAGACGAGGGAUGACGCAAGGAAAGAGUAUAACGAGACUGUCAAGGCCCUUGCCAUGUUCAUUCGCAAGCGCGAUCCACGUUACAAAGCGCACAUUACGCGGCAACAUGCUGCAACUGCUGCAAAAGCCUCCGCUAAGUCUUCAGGGCAAUCCACACCGCGCACUAAGCCUCCCCCGACGACAAACGCUUUCGUCGAGCAGGUGUGGCAGAAGCCUCGACGUGAUGAAACACUAGACGCAGACCUCGAGUGGGCAGCGGCCGAGCGGGGUGAAGAUGAGGAGGAGUGGGAAUGCGUCGCGUGCGGAAAGACUUUCCGCAGUGAGGCUGCCUGGGACAGCCACGAACGCAGCAAGAAGCAUAUGCAGGCAGUUGAGAGGCUGAGGAGAGAGAUGGAGGAGGAGAAUGAGGAACUUGGGUUGGGUGGAGAUGAAGAGAGGGAUGGCGAAGACGAGAGCGAGCAAGAAGAGUUUACCGACGCACCUGAGAAAAUUCCACCGUCCUCAGAUGCAGGAGUCGAAGAAGAUACCCCGCCUGUCAAGGAUGGGCUCAUGGCCGAUGAGGAAGAAGGGGCGAGCGAAGAAACGCGACUCAAGUCGAAGAGGAAGAAGAAAGGAAAGAAACAAGCUCGCUCACCUUCACCUUCACCUGGGCUGUUGGCGAAAAAUGAGCGCAAAUCGCGUGCGCGGAGGCCCACUAGUCCAGACGACCUCGUUGAAGCCGUCGACGCGCCACAGCUGGGUGAACCUGCAGGCGAGGAGCAGAUUAACAAUGUGGACGGCGCGAGUACGCCGGCAAAGGUCGACAAGCCUGGGAUGUCUAAGCGGGACAAGCGACGCGCGCGAGAGGCGGCCAAGAAGGCGAAGGAGGAGCAAGAGGCGACAGAUUCGCUGGUUUGUAAUGUCUGCGAAGAGAUAUUCACCAGUCGGACAAAAAUGUUUGCGCAUAUCAACGCAACGGGGCAUGCCCUUGCCUCGAAACCUGACGAGGGCGGGGGCAAGAAAAAAGGAAAGAAGGGAAAGCGAUAGCUGCACCAUGUUCCACCCAUGCUUUGUGUGUUUUUGUGCUAAGUUGACUGGGAUAUCCUGUACUGGCAUCGGGUGUGGAAUCCUGUUGAAGCGCCUAGUCACGUGAUGGUCCGCGCCGGACGUAAUUGAGCGCGCCAUUGAGCAUGUUCAACUGCAAACCGCUCCUUGGGGGCUCUUUACUGGGGUCUCUUGCCCUUCACGUGCACCCCGUUCUCUAUCUCGUCUAUACACCACAUAUUUUGCCAUUUACGACCCAUUUUAACGACAUCUAACGAGCACCUUCCCACCCCCGCCACCUGUGCGUCUCGAGACCUCCUCGAAUCCUGUUAUCAUCAUGCCAUUAUGGUUCGAACCACUCACGCUCACCCGCUCUAGGACACGGCACACGUUCUCUACUAACGCCUUCCUUUUGGUUGUCAACCACAACCUCAACAAUGGCCCAGCCCUCUCAGGUCUUACCUUCAUGGCUUACCCUUUCGUCUACCCUCAUUACCGAGCCCGACGGCAGUGUCUCGACGUCAUUUGCAACGCUGCGUCUUCCAUUGACAUACUUCGGGCCUAGUGUAAGUGUUCGUUUUGCGCUCGAUUCUGGGGACGAGAUGGGUCGCGUCCUGUAGGCUAAAGUAUGAGCUCUUAU